This is a messenger RNA of Cyprinus carpio (common carp), 2044 nucleotides long. RefSeq names its product myocyte enhancer factor 2ca (gene mef2ca). Lineage: Eukaryota; Metazoa; Chordata; Actinopteri; Cypriniformes; Cyprinidae. Gene Ontology annotation, molecular function: RNA polymerase II cis-regulatory region sequence-specific DNA binding; protein dimerization activity; DNA-binding transcription factor activity, RNA polymerase II-specific. Gene Ontology annotation, biological process: positive regulation of transcription by RNA polymerase II. The transcript has 11 exons. Bases 498 to 1937 code for a protein of 479 amino acids. The record is from RefSeq and is a predicted model, not a curated record.
CCUCUUUACAAAGAGAGAGCGAGACAGAAUGAUUCUCUUCUCUUCUGUGUGACGAACAGACGCUCGUGAGGAUCGUGUCAGUAAACUAGAGGAGAUCUCAAACACCACUGGUGCACCCAGGAUAACUCUGGACGUCUUCAGUUGUUUUUCUUGUUGUUUAAAAAACGCUUUUGCUUCCAUCGCUGUCAAAACCAAUGAGAGACGCGGAGUUCAGCGACCAUUCUCACAUUGACGCGCACAUGAAGCGCUUUGACGCGGUUCUGGGUUUGAAGAGCGCGUGAAGAGUUCUGGACCCGUGCGUGACUGACCAUUAACACCAGCGCAUGCAUGCUUUCUGGAGCUGACACCCUCAUGCAUUACAAAGAACGAAUGCCGAAGUCUUUGAAAUAAGAGGAACGAGCAAAGAGGAUAGACUGCAUUGAAGAUCGGAGCGAGAGAGGAAGGAAGACAAGUGUGUACAGUACUUUUGGAAUUGGAAGGAAUACCAGACCGAAAUAAUGGGGAGGAAAAAGAUUCAGAUUGCACGGAUAAUGGACGAACGUAACAGACAGGUUACGUUUACAAAGAGGAAGUUUGGCCUAAUGAAGAAGGCCUACGAGCUGAGCGUUCUGUGUGACUGUGAGAUCGCCCUCAUCAUCUUCAACACCACUAAUAAACUGUUCCAGUAUGCCAGCACCGACAUGGACAAAGUUCUGCUCAAAUACACUGAGUACAAUGAACCCCAUGAGAGUCGGACUAAUUCGGACAUAGUGGAGACUCUGAGGAAGAAGGGUCUAAAUGGCUGUGACAGUCCUGAUAUUGAUGCUGAAGAUUCAGGCCACAGUCCAGAGUCUGAGGACAAAUAUCGUAAAAUCAACGAAGACAUUGACCUGAUGAUCAGCAGGCAGAGACUGUGUGCCAUCCCCCAGUCUAAUUAUGACAUGCCCAUCUCAAUCCCUGUGAGCAACCCCAACAGCCUGAUCUACAGCCACCCAGGAGCGUCCCUGGGCAACCCCAACAUGCUGCCGCUGGCUCACCCCUCCCUCCAGAGGAACAGCAUGUCCCCUGGAGUGACCCACCGGCCCCCGAGUGCAGGCAACACAGGUGGCCUUAUGGGUCCAGACCUCAGCAGCGGAGUGGGCAGCAGUGCUGGAAACGGGUAUGGAAACCACCGCAACUCCCCUGGUCUGCUGGUCUCUCCGGGGAGCAUGAGCAAGAACAUGCAGGCCAAAUCGCCUCCGCCCAUGACCAUGAGCAUGAGCAACCGCAAGCCUGACCUGCGCGUCCUGAUCCCUCCCGGCUCAAAGCACACCAUGCCCUCCAUCUCGGAGGAUAUUGACAUGUUGCUGAACCAGAGAAUAAACAACUCCCAGUCGGCCCAGUCUCUGAGCACACCGGUGGUGUCUGUAGCCACGCCCACUCUGCCAGGACAGGGAAUGGGCGGCUACCCAUCAGCCAUCUCUACCUCAUAUGGUACAGAAUAUUCUCUCAGCAGUGGAGACUUGUCCUCUCUGUCCGGUUUUAACAGCUCGGCUUCUUUUCAUCUGGGUUCGAUGACUGGCUGGCAGCAAAACAUGCAGCAUUCUGGUCUUGGACAUCUAGGGAACUGCACCAGCACACCGUUAUGUCAGAGCUCCACCCUCUCACUGCCAUCCAAUCAGAGCCUGCACAUCAAGUCCGAACCCGUCUCUCCUCCCCGAGACCGGGCCGGAGGCACCCCAGGCGGCUACGCUCAGCCUCCGCCCCCUCCUCUGCCUCAGCCGGGUCAGCUGCGGCAAGAUGCGGGCCGCUCUCCGGUCGACAGCCUGAGCAGCUGCGGCAGCUCGUAUGAGGGCAGUGACCGCGAGGAGCACCGCACCGACUUCCACUCGCCCAUGGGACUGAUGAGACCCUCUCAGGACGAGCGGCAUAGCCCGUCCGUCAAGCGCAUGCGUCUGUCCGAGGGCUGGGCCUCGUGAUCGCGGACGGCUUUUCUAUGCAAAGAUUUCACUUUAGUAUUAUUAUAUUUGUUUCUGCAGAGUGUGAGUGCUACAUCAAGUAUUAAAAUUGAUAUACAUAUAUAUAU